Molecule: messenger RNA, 2095 nt
Organism: Homo sapiens (human)
Lineage: Eukaryota; Metazoa; Chordata; Mammalia; Primates; Hominidae
Gene: ST3GAL4
Product: ST3 beta-galactoside alpha-2,3-sialyltransferase 4
Exons: 12
Coding region: 440-1504 (354 amino acids)
Biological process (GO): positive regulation of blood coagulation; positive regulation of leukocyte tethering or rolling; glycoprotein biosynthetic process
Cellular component (GO): Golgi cisterna membrane; extracellular region
Molecular function (GO): beta-D-galactosyl-(1->3)-N-acetyl-beta-D-galactosaminide alpha-2,3- sialyltransferase activity; sialyltransferase activity; beta-galactoside (CMP) alpha-2,3-sialyltransferase activity
Source: RefSeq, marked reviewed
GCUUUCCGGGGUCCCUUUCCCUGGACCAGAUUUUCGCGGGAAGCCGGAUCCUCUCCGUUCCCUUGGAGUGAGCAAGCGGGACAGUUCUGCGGAAAGUUUCCGCCCCCAAUCCCCCAGCCCUGCGCCCGGACUGAAGCGGCGGCCCCCACCUCCAGCAUCCUCGAGCGAUGGUUUCUCCCACAACUACCCCGGUCAGGUCCAGCACUUGGGAGCUGACUGUGCUGGAGGUGACAGGCUUUGCGGGGUCCGCCUGUGUGCAGGAGUCGCAAGGUCGCUGAGCAGGACCCAAAGUUCAGUCGCACUGGGCCGGCUGGACGUUUCCCUGCAACAGGCCCCUGCUGGUGGUUUAGCUCCCGCUCCGUGUUUCCCUCACGCUGGGAUCCUCCUUCCUACUCAAGACCCACGACCUUGACCUGAAGCUUUUGGUUGCCGGGAGGAAAUGGUGGCCCGAGGCAGCCGGGAUGACAGCUCUCCCCAGGAAUCCUGCUGCCUGCUGAGAAACAUGGUCAGCAAGUCCCGCUGGAAGCUCCUGGCCAUGUUGGCUCUGGUCCUGGUCGUCAUGGUGUGGUAUUCCAUCUCCCGGGAAGACAGGUACAUCGAGCUUUUUUAUUUUCCCAUCCCAGAGAAGAAGGAGCCGUGCCUCCAGGGUGAGGCAGAGAGCAAGGCCUCUAAGCUCUUUGGCAACUACUCCCGGGAUCAGCCCAUCUUCCUGCGGCUUGAGGAUUAUUUCUGGGUCAAGACGCCAUCUGCUUACGAGCUGCCCUAUGGGACCAAGGGGAGUGAGGAUCUGCUCCUCCGGGUGCUAGCCAUCACCAGCUCCUCCAUCCCCAAGAACAUCCAGAGCCUCAGGUGCCGCCGCUGUGUGGUCGUGGGGAACGGGCACCGGCUGCGGAACAGCUCACUGGGAGAUGCCAUCAACAAGUACGAUGUGGUCAUCAGAUUGAACAAUGCCCCAGUGGCUGGCUAUGAGGGUGACGUGGGCUCCAAGACCACCAUGCGUCUCUUCUACCCUGAAUCUGCCCACUUCGACCCCAAAGUAGAAAACAACCCAGACACACUCCUCGUCCUGGUAGCUUUCAAGGCAAUGGACUUCCACUGGAUUGAGACCAUCCUGAGUGAUAAGAAGCGGGUGCGAAAGGGUUUCUGGAAACAGCCUCCCCUCAUCUGGGAUGUCAAUCCUAAACAGAUUCGGAUUCUCAACCCCUUCUUCAUGGAGAUUGCAGCUGACAAACUGCUGAGCCUGCCAAUGCAACAGCCACGGAAGAUUAAGCAGAAGCCCACCACGGGCCUGUUGGCCAUCACGCUGGCCCUCCACCUCUGUGACUUGGUGCACAUUGCCGGCUUUGGCUACCCAGACGCCUACAACAAGAAGCAGACCAUUCACUACUAUGAGCAGAUCACGCUCAAGUCCAUGGCGGGGUCAGGCCAUAAUGUCUCCCAAGAGGCCCUGGCCAUUAAGCGGAUGCUGGAGAUGGGAGCUAUCAAGAACCUCACGUCCUUCUGACCUGGGCAAGAGCUGUAGCCUGUCGGUUGCCUACUCUGCUGUCUGGGUGACCCCCAUGCGUGGCUGUGGGGGUGGCUGGUGCCAGUAUGACCCACUUGGACUCACCCCCUCUUGGGGAGGGAGUUCUGGGCCUGGCCAGGUCUGAGAUGAGGCCAUGCCCCUGGCUGCUCUUAUGGAGCCGAGAUCCAGUCAGGGUGGGGGCGCUGGAGCCGUGGGAGCCCGGCCAGGGCAGGGGGCUCGUUGCUGUGGCACCCCCUCUCUGCCAGCACCAAGAGAUUAUUUAAUGGGCUAUUUAAUUAAGGGGUAGGAAGGUGCUGUGGGCUGGUCCCACACAUCCAGGAAAGAGGCCAGUAGAGAAUUCUGCCCACUUUUUAUAAAAACUUACAGCGAUGGCCCCACCAAGGCCUAGACACGGCACUGGCCUCCCAGGAGGGCAGGGGCAUUGGGAAUGGGUGGGUGCCCUCCAGAGAGGGGCUGCUACCUCCCAGCAGGCAUGGGAAGAGCACUGGUGUGGGGGUUCCACCGAGAAGGGGACCUCAUCUAGAAAAGAGGUUACAAACCUACCAUUAAACUAUUUUUCCUAAAACGGAA